GAAGUAACUUCCAGGUCCUUACACCCAGAAUGUCCCCCAGGCUGGGAGACAGGAAUUCACACCUCAAGACAAUCUUUGUCACCAGCCUUCUCUCAACCAGUUCUCAGGAGGAAACAAAGAAGGAAUCUCCACCUCCGCUGAGGUUUCAAUUUCUAUGAGCAGGAAUUUGCCAGGCUUAGUUUCACUUUCCACUUUCAGUUUCUAAUCUUCAAUUGCAAGGACACAUCUGCAGAUUACAUCAUCUGUUCCUUAUAAAUCCCUGUCCUGGGGUUCCAAUUUAUGAGCAUAUCUACAGACAGACCACCAGAUCUCUGAGAAGCCCACCAAACUGAAAACACUGCAGAACUGCAGCCUCAUUCACAGCAACCAUGAGUGAGAACACUGAUGAGAUCCAGGACAGGCUGUGGCAGUUGAGAUGUCAUUUCACGUGGGAUCUGCAAUUUGAAGACAGUGAAAUACCGAAUUUAGAAAGCAGGAUCUUGGAACAGAUUGAGUUCCUAGACACGAAAAACAAUGUGGGGAUUCACAACCUCCUGGCCUAUGUGAAGCAUGUGAAAGGCCAGGAUGAGAAAGCCCUGCAGAGCUUGAGAGAAGCUGAAGACUUGGUCCAGAGGGAGCACGCAGACCAGGCAGACCUGAGGAGCCUGGUGACCUGGGGCAACUGUGCCUGGGUGUAUCACCACAUGGGCAGAUUGGCAGAAGCCCAGACUUACCUGGACAAGGUGGAGGACACUUGCAAGAAGUUCGCAAGUCCCUCCUGCUACAGGCUGGAGUCUCCUGAGAUGGAGUGUGAGGAAGGAUGGGCCUUGCUGAAGUGUGGGAGAAAGAAUUAUGAGCGGGCCAAGGCCUGCUUUGAAAGGGCUCUGGCAGUGGAGCCUGAAAACCCUGAAUUCUAUGCGGGGUUUGCCAUCACUGUCUACCGCCUGAAUUACAAUAAUGUAAUUUCUCUUGGCCCCCUGAGAAAGGCUGUCCAGCUAAAUCCAGAUAAUACAUAUGUUAAGGUUCUCCUUGCCCUGAAGCUCCAGGAUAUAGGACAGGAAACUGAGGGAGAACACUACAUUGAGGAAGCUCUGAACAAUACCUCCUCCCAGACCUAUGUCUUUCGAUAUGCGAGCAAGUUUUACCGAAGAAAAGGCUGUGUGGAUAAAGCUAUUCAGUUCUCGGCGAAGGCCUUGCAGUCAACACCCAACUCUGCCUUCCUGCAUCACCAGAUGGGGCUUUGCUACAGGGCAAAACUGUUCCAAAUAAAGCAAGCUAAAAACAUGCAGGAUAGAGAACAUGUGGACAGAAUAGUAAGAUUAGUCAUAUUUCAUUUUGAAUUUGCUCUGCAACAAAAGCCCACAUUUGCUCUUGCUCUUCUGCACUUGGCACGUAUGUAUGUUGAAGCAAAGGAUUACAGAAAAGCCGAAGACAGCUAUCAAAAAUUGUUAUUGAUGGAAACAGAUGAGGAUCAAGUACUGGUAGAUGCACAUUUCUACUAUGGCCAAUUUCAGGAAUUUCAAAAGAAAUCUGAAGAUGAUGCAAUUAGGCAUUACUUAAAAGCAAUAAAAACAGAAAAAGAAUCACAUUCAAGGAAUCAAAGUAUGAAGUCUUUGGAGAAAUUGGCCUUGAAGAAACUUCAGAGAAAUGCAUUUGACCUGGAAGGCUUGAGCCUUGUUGGUUUUGUCUACAAAUUGAAAGGAAAAAUAAAUGAAGCCCUGGAUUACUAUGAACGGGCCCUGAGCCUGGCUGCUGGUUCUGAGAAAACUGUGGGACAUGGUCCUUAGGCACUGAAUAUCAGCCACUUUCACAUUUUAUUCUCUUUUAGGUUAAUAUGUACUAUAAUCAUCUAUUCUGUUUGCUGCUUUCAGAAACAUUCUGUGUAAUUCAUUGUAAUGAUGUAAUUUUUAAACAAUUACUCAAAACCUAAUAUAACCUUAAACAGACUUAAAUUGUAUUUAGAAAAUGGUGAAACACAAUGUUUGUGUGUGUGAGUGUGUGUGUGUGUAGAGGGGGGGGAGACAACAUUUGUGUGAAUGCUAUUUAGUAAAAUAAAAGUUUACUGAGCAGAUUGGUAGCAAGUAAAGACACUGAACUUGCAUACACAACAUGUUUAAUUAAUUCAUUUUAUCAACAAGUAGUUUAUAGUAAUAUAUACCAAAAAUACUAAGGUGAACAGCAAAUGCUUUUCCUGAACUUCAUGCAGUUUAUGAUCUAGUCAAAGAAACAGGUACAUAAUUAAAAGUGGACUUUCUCCAUAUUUCAGGUUUAAUUUACUAUCAAAUUGUCCCAGGGAGUUUCUCUUGUACUAUGCCAUUUUAUUUGAAGCACUAUUUAAGUUACUUACUGAUAAUCUAUUGAUCUAAGUCAAGAAAUAUGAAAAGGAGGUAAAACAAUUUGAUAGCAGAGCUCACUGAUGCAAAACAAAUCUCAGGAUUGCAUAAUAUGUUGUUCAAGGUAGGUUUGACCAUUUCCAAGUAGCACACUUAGAUAAUGUCUUUUUGUUAACUCAACAGCACCUCUCUUUUUCAUUCUUCUCAAUUCUGGAAGAGGUAUUUGCACUUCUCGGUGCUGAAUAAUACUACAGUGUGAUACAGUCUGGAUGUUUUCCAGAGAAAAACAACACAUAGCAAAUCCUGAAACUUAGGUGCUCUUUUGUAUUGAAAAUACUACUGACAAACUUAUACAUGAGCAUCUCUAGGCAUUACCAAGAAGUCUGUUUAAGUUGGCAACUGAAUUUUAGGAACUUAUUACUUCCAAAUAAAUGACUGACAGAUCCUCAGUUGGUACUCUUAUUUAGAUUGACUCCUGAGGUGCCCAAGCCCAGGCCUUUGCUAAUUGCUUUCACUGUAGGAUCCAGUCCAUUGUGGACCACUCUAGCCACCAGUGUAUUCCAUUCUCAUGAACUGCUUCAGGAAUCAGUCUACCCUACAACCUCCUCCAACUAGUAUUACCUACUCUAUUCAUCCAUUUUCUGUUACUAUGACAAAAUAUUUGAGGCUAGGUAAGUUAUAAAGAAAAUAGAUCUACUUAGCUCACAGUUUUGGAGGCUGAAAAUUCAAAUAGGAUAGCAUAGGCUCUAACAAGGUCAUCCCCCCCCCCAAAAAAAAAAAAACUGUACCAUGUCAGGGUGUAUGAUAUGAUGGAGUACACAGAUAAGGAAGCAAUCACACAGCCAGACAGGAAGUCAGAGAGGGAAGAGGGGUCAUUUUUACAACCUCUCACUAGGCACUACCUCUUGAAGCUUCCACCACCUGUUAACAUCACCAUGCUGGGGACAUACUCACAAACCAUAUUCAAACCUUAACCCCCAUCAUCAGCCUAUGGUCACAGCUAUGUGCCUUGCUCCAACUAAACCAAAUGUGAUGGCAACCACUUCCACCCUGAAGUUCCAUGCUAAAGGACAUACUCCUUGAAACCUCCACUUUUACUUAGGCCUCUUCCUCCUAAAUAUCAAUAUAUGCCCAACAUCUCCUGAUCUGUAUUCAUUUUUCCUCUCUGACCUGAAGUCUGCCUCAGAUCACUUGCAGGCAGUAUAAUUAUUUUUAAUUAGAAAUAUAAAUGAUGGUAUUAUUUACAGCAGGGAUUCUCAAC
Molecule: messenger RNA, 3573 nt
Organism: Marmota monax (woodchuck)
Lineage: Eukaryota; Metazoa; Chordata; Mammalia; Rodentia; Sciuridae
Product: interferon-induced protein with tetratricopeptide repeats 1
Exons: 2
Coding region: 369-1766 (465 amino acids)
Biological process (GO): defense response to virus
Cellular component (GO): cytosol
Molecular function (GO): protein binding; RNA binding
Source: RefSeq, a predicted model, not a curated record